Molecule: messenger RNA, 11028 nt
Organism: Aspergillus affinis
Lineage: Eukaryota; Fungi; Ascomycota; Eurotiomycetes; Eurotiales; Aspergillaceae
Exons: 2
Coding region: 1-11028 (3675 amino acids)
Biological process (GO): secondary metabolite biosynthetic process; fatty acid biosynthetic process
Molecular function (GO): phosphopantetheine binding; fatty acid synthase activity; 3-oxoacyl-[acyl-carrier-protein] synthase activity
Source: RefSeq, a predicted model, not a curated record
AUGACGUCCGUGGAGCCGAUUGCCCUGAUCGGCAUCGGAUGUCGAUUCCCUGGCAGCUCCUCGACGCCGGCCAAGUUUUGGGAUCUCCUCAGCAAACCAAAACAUGUUGGCUCUCCAGUUCCAAAAGACCGAUUCGACGGUGAUGCUUUCUACAAUACUCGGAGCGCGAACCACGGGACGACCAACGCCAGCGAGUCCUAUUUUCUUCGCGAAAAUGUGGCUGCGUUCGACGCCUCUUUCUUCAAUAUCUCGGCGCGAGAAGCCGAGUCCAUAGAUCCCCAACAACGUGUUCUGCUGGAGACGGUCUACGAGACCGUCGAGGCAGCCGGUCUGCGGCUGGAAGAUCUCAGGGGAUCGCCUACAGGUAUCUUCUGCGGUGUUAUGUGUGACGACUAUCAGACAAUCCAGCAGCGCGACGUCUCAGAGCUACCGCAUUACACGGCUACAGGAACGGCGCGAUCGAUCAUCUCAAAUCGCGUCUCCUACUUUUUUGACUGGCACGGCCCCUCUAUGACUAUUGAUACCGCCUGCUCAUCUAGCCUGGUUGCCCUGCAUUUGGCGGCCAAGGCAUUGCACGACGGUGACUGCCGCGUCGCAGUCGCCUCUGGGACAAAUCUGAUACUGGCCCCGAACAUGUACAUUUCCGAGUCCAAGUUGAGUAUGUUAUCGCCGCGCGGUCGCAGCCGUAUGUGGGAUGCCGGCGCAGAUGGCUACGCGCGUGGCGAGGGUGUCGCAGCUGUGGCCCUCAAGCGUCUCAGCGACGCUAUCUCGGACGGCGAUGCUAUUGAAUGCAUUAUUCCUGCUACAAAUAUCAACCAGGAUGGGCGCAGUAUGGGUAUCACGAUGCCCUCUUCCGCUGCCCAAACCGAUCUUAUUCGGGCAACCUACCGGAAAGCUGGCCUAGACCCAGCCAGCCCCCGUGAUCGAUGCCAGUAUUUCGAAGCCCACGGGACGGGAACCCCAGCCGGCGAUCCCCAAGAAGCGUCUGCGAUACAUGCGGCUUUCUUUCCCAACCCUAUUGAGGAUAAGAGCGACCCUGACAAUCAGCUGUUUGUGGGUUCAGCUAAGACCGUCGUGGGUCAUACCGAAGGCACAGCCGGGCUGGCGGCCUUAAUCAAAGGCGUAAUGAGCCUGCAGCAUGGGGUUGUGGCGCCAAACCUGCACUUCGAGCGAUUGAACCCAGCCAUUGAGCCCUAUACCCGCCACCUGCGUGUCCCGACUGACUGUCAACCCUGGCCGCAGCUGCCCGAGGGCACGCCACGAAGAGUUUCGGUCAACUCCUUCGGAUUCGGCGGGACCAACGCCCAUGCGAUUCUGGAGGCGUAUAGCCCUACCUUGUCAGACAUAAGUCCGCCAGAAUGGGACGGGAUUAUCCCGUUCGUCUUCACAGCCCCGUCGGAUAAGGCUCUGGGUAGCGUUUUGGCUGCAUACGUGGACUAUUUGGACGGCCAACAAACGACCGCCGACCUGGCCGAUUUGGCAUGGACGUUGUUCCGCCGACGGACCACCUUCUCUCACCGAGUUGCCUUAUGGGCGACAUCCGCGCAGGACCUGCAAACCCGGCUGCGCGAAGAAAUCGCGCGGCGAGGGUCGAAUGAGGCUUCUACGGUGAUUUCCAAGCCUCGGACCGAGCGUCCCAAGGUAUUAGGCGUGUUUACCGGGCAGGGCGCCCAGUGGGCACAGAUGGGUCUAGAUUUGAUGCAACGGAGCCCCGACGCGGAGAUGUGGUUGGCUACCUUGCAAAUGGCUUUGGACGAUCUCCCCGACGAGUACCGGCCCGCGUACUCGAUACUAGACGAAUUAAGUGCCGGGGCAGAGAGCUCGCGGCUACACCUGGCAGAGAUCUCGCAGCCCCUGUGCACGGCCGUGCAGAUCAUCCUCGUUAAGUUUCUCCGCUCACUCGGCAUAGAUCUGAAUGCUGUAGUCGGCCACUCCUCGGGCGAAAUUGCGGCCGCCUAUGCUGCAGGUAUAAUUUCAGAAAUAGAGGCUAUUCGCAUUGCCCACCUGCGUGGGCACGUCACCUCAUUGGCCGGAUGUAACGGGCAGCCCGGUAGCAUGCUCGCCGUUGGCAUGUCGCGCGACGAGGCUGACCAGGUCUGCCAGAGUGAUGCGUAUGUGGGCCGCAUUAAACCUGCAGCGGUCAACUCGUCGUCUAGCAUCACGUUGUCGGGAGAUGCAGACGCAAUCGUGGCCCUUGAGAUGCAGUUGAAGGACGAAGGCAUUUUUGCGCGCCGCCUGAAAGUCAACAUGGCGUACCACUCGCACCAUAUGAUUCCUUGCUCCACACCUUAUCUGCGCGCACUUGAGGCUUGCCAGAUUCAGCCGCGGGAGCCAAAGGGCACGAAAUGGUUCUCGAGCGUGAAUGACGGGCGAAUUGUGGACGCUACGCAUCUAGCAGCACUUUGUGGCAGCUAUUGGUGUGACAAUAUGGUCCAGACCGUCCGAUUUGCUGAUGCUGUGGCGGAAGCCCUGCAAGAUGAUUCAUACGAUAUGAUCGUCGAGAUUGGGCCGCAUCCUGCGCUCAAAAGUCCGGUGCUAGGCACGCUUUCUGAGGCCUCAUCAACACAGCGUACUGCGCCGGCAACGCCUGUCUACACAAGUUUGUUAAAUAGAUCGACUUCCGGGACCGAGUGUGUGGCCCGCGCCAUUGGAGACAUAUACACUCACCUAGGCCCGGAUGCCGUGGAUGUCGAGUCCUAUAUGCGACAUUUCCGUGACCGACCAACUUUCCACCUGGCCAAAGGAUUGCCGUGCUAUCCCUUCGAUCACUCUAAUUCCUACUGGGCAGAAUCGCGCUAUUCUAGAGCCACCUUCCGACAGGCAGGACGUCCCAACCAACUGCUAGGAUCUUUCUGUGCAGACACCACCGACACUGCAUACCGCUGGCGCAAUUUCUUACAUACCUCGGAAAUUGACUGGUUAAGUGGACACCGUAUCCAGUCUCAGACCGUCUUUCCUGCCACUGGGUACGUGGCUAUGGCACUAGAAGCGGCCUACGUGAUCGCAGGAUCACGGCGUCUAAAGCUGUUUGACGUACGCGACUUCGUCAUCAAUAGUGCCAUCUCUCUGAGCGAGGACGAUCUCGGUAUCGAGACGCUCUUCGAGGUGAACCAGCUAGUAGAAGAGCAAGCAGACCAGCUGUCGGCUGCAUUUUCCUGCUACAGCCCUGUAGCGGGUAAAUUGCAGCUUUGCGCAUCGGCGAAAAUGAUCUUGUCGUUCGGCGGCGAAGAUGAUGCUCGCUUGCUACCUGCGCGUCAACCGGAAAAUCAAGAGCUAACAGCUGUUGACGUCGAGGCUUUCUACGAUCAUUUGAACAGCCUGGGAUACGGGUACGAUGGGCUCUUCCGCGGCAUCUCAUCUCUCGCCUGGAAGCCGAAUAUUAGCCACGGGCGUCUGUAUAACGCCUGCCAGUUGGAUCCCGCAAGCCCACUGGCAAUGCACCCGGCUUUGAUGGAUCUCCUGUUACAAGGCAUGUUAGCGGCCGUAGGAAAGCCGGGAAAUGAGAAGCUCUACACCUUUCAUAUCCCCGUCAGUAUUGGUCGGAUUCUUGUCAACCCGACAUUCUGCGGACCGGCUGCCGCCAAGCUGGACCAUGAGUUGCCGUUUGAGGCUACUCUGACUACCAUUGGCCGCGAAGGUGCUGUAGGAGAUGCGGCGCUAUUUGACGCGGUAGGCCACGGCCUGAUGCACAUGGAAAAUAUUGUGGUGACACCACUGAUGCGUGCUACCGCGGCCGAUGAUCAGCAACGUUUCUUCGGCGAGCAUUGGUUCCCACUUCUCCCGGAUCUCUCGGAAUUCCCGCCGUAUCUUACAGGCCAUGAAAGCUACCGUUGUACCGUGGCCGAGCAAUUAGCUUUUGUUUACUUGCGUGAAGUACAAGCACAGCUGACGCCUGAAGACCGUGCGCAGCUGGACUGGCAUGGUCAUCGGGUGGUCGCCUGGAUCGACCAUGUUCUGGCUUCGACGCAACAGGGCAAGCACCCUGUCUGUCGGCCGGGGUGGCUCGAUCUGUCUCUUGAAGAGAUAACGGCGGAGUCGACACGCCUCGCGAAUCCUACGGAGGAAGCCCUCAUGAAGGUGGUGGGCCAGAACCUGCUGCGCUUCCUGCGCCAUGAAACCACCAUUCUGCAGGAGCUGCGGGAGAGUGGGCUGUUAUCUGCAAUCUAUAAGGAGACAGGGGAGCUAGCGCACUUCAACCAAGGUGUAGCUGACGUAGUGGAGCAGCUGGCGAUGCGAAUGCCUCAUAUGAAGAUUCUAGAGGUCGGCGGUGGCUCCGGCUCCGCGACGAAGGCCGUGCUCAGUCGCUUAAAAAACACAUUCUAUUCAUAUACUUUCACAGAUAUUUCGGCCGGAUUCUUCGAACAGACACAAGCUAGCCUGCAGCACCUCUCCGACAGGAUUACCUACCAAGUGCUUGAUAUCGAGCGAGACCUUCAGGCCCAGGGGGAAGAGUUCAAGCCUCAGUCAAUGGACCUGGUCAUCGCAGCCAACGUUCUCCAUGCCACGCGUGACUUGCGACAGACACUCUCCCAUGUGAGGUCUCUGCUGAAGCCAGGCGGCUAUCUAGUGCUCCUCGAGGGUGCCAACCCCGACGUCUUGCGCCUGUCCUUCACGAUGGCCGGUUUUGAGGGCUGGUGGCUGGGUGAACAGGACGGCCGCCCCUUCGGCGCGAUGACCACACCCACACGGUGGGAUCAUCUGCUACAGGAAACGGGAUUCUCCGGAAUCGACACCAUCACUGGUGGCCACGACGACGGAAUGACCGGGUUCUCUGUCUUCUUGUCGCAAGCUGUCGAUGAUCAAAUCCGGCUCGUGCGCGACCCGCUGGCAACAGGUCUUCCGAUGGUGUCUCCGUCCCAAGACCUGGUCCUUGUUGGUGGAGCUACCCUCGCCACUUCGAGGUUGGUCAGCCGCUUACGCAGCCUCUUGCAGCCAUUCUUCCGGGGGAUAACAUGUGUUGAAACCCUGCAGACCCCGGUGGAUGUUUCUCCGGAGCAUUCAGUCACCGUGGUCAACAUGUCGGACCUCGAUUGUCCGUUCUUCCAGCACAUCACAGCGCAGAGCAUGCAGUCACUACAAAAUCUGACUACCGCUGCGCAGAACCUGCUCUGGGUAACAGCCGGCUCAGACGCCGAUAAACCACACCAGAGUAUGAGCCAGGCGCUGCUGCGAUGUCUGCUGUACGAGAACUCGCACGCCCGCUACCGACAUCUGAGUAUCGAAAACGAGCGUGCAGUGGACGCCCGCUCCAUCGCGGAAUGCCUAUUGGGACUUGUACUACCUGAAUUCGAUAAUGAUUAUCGCAUGCAACGAGCCACGUGGACCAUCGAGCCUGAGCUCCGUCUGCAAAAAGACGGCGUGAUGACGUUCCCCCGAAUUUUGGCGGACGACGCCAUGAAUCAGCGAAUUAUGUCACAGAGACGUCGCAUUGACCGUGAAGCCGAUUUGACUCGGUCAAAUGUUGUGGUGACGCGACGAGAUGGGGCCUAUGAGCCUCUUGCGUCUGCUCUGCCCCCAGCAACACCACGACCAGGUGACUCUGUCAUCGCCGUCAAGGCGUCGACCUUAACGGCACGGCGUGUCCCAGGAUCCGGGUUCCUAUAUGUCGUCGUCGGACAAGACCUACAGGCCCAAGAAACGGUGGUCGCUUUCACAAAAGACUUGGCCGCAGUAGUGUCAACCCCGUCAUCGUGGGUUAUCCCGUGCACAGAAUCGUACACCAACACCAGCGACAUCUGCAGUUUCCUGGCGACCUUGGCCGACUCGCUCGUGGCGAUUGAUCUGGCAGAGAAUACGCCCCCUUGGACUUCGCUGCUGGUGCACGAGGCGAACGAGCGCAUGCGAUCUGUAAUUCAAACUGAGGUGAGACAGCGACAAGCCGCUGCUUAUUUCACUACGACGCGUGCGGAGAUCGCACACAGCAACCCGGAUGUAAAUCUAAUUCACCCACUCGCGCCGAUCAGAACUCUCGCGCAGGCUCUGCCGCAGAACAUAUCUCUGUUGGCGCAGUUCGAUCAGGACAAGUCGGACCAGCUCUUCGGCCGGCUUGCCACCGUGGCCGGACAAAGGGGCUUUGUUCACCAGGAGAGUCUUGAAUCCUUCCAGAAGACUGACGCAGUGAUUCCCUCACCGUCGAAAAUGGAAUCAGUUGCGCUUCGACUUGAGCAUGCCAUGAGCCUCUGCGCUGGGGAAAUUACCGGCAAGACUGACAAUUCCAUAGAGAUGGAUGUCGUGCCAGUACACUCAGUCUCAGCGCAUCCCGUGAAUCUGUCGCGAACACAGAUCUUGGACUGGCAAGCUUCCGCCGGAGUACCUGUGAGUGUGCAGCCAGCGAGUAGCGAGGUCACGUUGGCAGCUGAGAAGACGUAUCUGUUGGUCGGGAUGACCGGAGACCUGGGUAUUUCUAUCUGCGAGUGGAUGGUAUCCAAAGGUGCACGCAACGUCGUCUUGACAAGCCGUCAGCCACAGACUAAGCAAUCCUGGAUCGACUCCAUGGCAAAGAUUGGGGCGCAGAUUGUUACCAUGUCAAUGGAUGUGACUGAUCGCGAUGCGGUCUCAAAAGUGGCUCAGCGCAUACAAGACACGCUGCCCCCCAUUGGGGGUAUCGUGAACGGCGCAAUGAUUCUGCAGGAUCAGCUCUUUGCUAACAUGCCCCUUGAGAGUAUGGAGAGAGUCCUCCGACCCAAGGUUACAGGCACUAUAUUGCUCGACGAGGUUUUUACGGGCGCCGACCUGGAUUUCUUCAUCUGUUUUGGGUCGCUGACCGGACUCGCUGGUAACAACGGGCAGUCGGCAUAUGCGGCGGCAAACACUUUCAUGACCAGCUUCAUCCACGGCCGGCGCAAGCGUGGUCUGGUUGGCAGCACCAUUAACCCCGGAGAGAUCCGUGGCGUGGGGUACGUGGCGCGCACGUCUAAUGAGCUGGUGCAGCUGUUGCGCAACGCUAUCGGCGACACCUCCAUUAGCGAAGGGGAGCUGAACGAGCUGUUCGCUGAAGCCAUUCUGGCCAGCCCUCCAGACUCUGGACGCGAGGCGGCCCCUGUGGCCGGCUUUCCCUCCGUGAACCCGGAGGAGCAGCCAGGCAUUAUAUGGUUAAAGACUCCCAGAGCCUGGCGACAGUUGCUGUAUUCUGGAGCGACAUCGGCGGAAGCCAAGGAUGGCGACACAGUCUCGCUGAAACAGCAACUCGCGUCCGCAGGCUCCGAGGAGAAGGCCUAUCAUGUCAUCGAGGAUGCCCUUUUGACCAAGGUCGGCAUCAAGUUGCAGCUUCCUGAUGAUGCGGAGGUCACGGUCGAUCAUUCGCUCAUGGAGCUGGGCGUGGAUUCGCUGGUUGCUGUGGACUUGCGCACCUGGUUCGUCAAGGAACUUGGGGUAGAUAUCCCCGUCAUCAAACUGCUGAAUAGUGCAUGUAUUGGUGAGCUGAUUGACUAUGCAUUGACGAAACUCCCGAAAGAGCUGCUUCAAGCAAGUAGCGACUCGACGGACGAACCGAAAGCCUCCCAAUCAACCGGCUCGAAUCGUCAGCUGGCAGCACCCACAAAGGCAGAGGGCCCGCAAAAUUCGCAGAAUACCGAGCAACCGGAUUUCGAGCGAAGAGACAGUGGAAUCUCCAUAGAAACGGAGACAGAAUCUUCUGCUUCGCCUGAAAUUUUUACUCCCAUGAGAGAAGAUGCCCCCUCGGCCGGCGGGUCGUCGACGCCCCCAACGGGAGGUCAGCUGUCGCCAGCCCUAAAAUUCUCGCGCAUCGAGAAACUGUCCUACGCGCAGUCCCGAUUCUGGGUCCUGCAGCAGCUGCGGUCCGAUAAGACGUACAGCAACAUCACCUUCAAGUUGGGAUUCAGUGGUUCGAUUGAUGUGGCCCGGCUUCGCGCAACUGUGGAACAAAUUGGAGAGAGGCAUGAGAUCCUUCGCACCUGCUAUCUUCAUGGCAACGAGGGCCCCUAUCAGGCCAUUCUCGCUUCGUCGCCCUUACGCCUGAAUGUUGUCCAUGUUGAUAGCGAGGCAGAAGUUCGCGACAUGUAUCUCGGCCUGCGGCAGCACGUCUUCGAUCUCGAGAGCGGUGACAACAUCCGGAUGAGCUUGGCCAUCACGCCCAAGAACCAGCAAUUCCUGCUGAUCGCUUUCCACCACAUAUGCCUUGACGGUCUCAGCUUCCAACUUCUUAUUGGGGAACUGGAACGUGCUUACAUGCAACAGACCCUGCCUCCUAUGUCGCGGCAAUAUGCGGACUAUGCGGCGGCGCAGCGAGCAAGUUACGAGGCCGGUCAAGUGUCCAAGGACAUAGCAUACUGGCGCCAGGAAUUUACAACAUUUCCUAAUCCCAUUCCGCUGUUUCCCAUGACUCGCGUGCCCGCGCGUACAGUGCUCACGGAUCAUCCAAGAGAGGACGUACGAAUCGAGUUACCAUCCUCGAUUAUGGGAGCUGUCCAGAGUCUCAGCAAGCGCAUGCGCAUCACACCAUUUGGCAUCUUCCUGGCUGUCCUUCGCAUUUUUCUCGCCCGCCUAACACAGUCCACCGACUUUUGUAUAGGCAUCUCCGACGUGCAUCGCAUCGAGGAGGAGGAUGAGCGACUUAUUGGUCUAGUCCAGAAUCUGCUGCCCUUACGAUUCAUCGGCAGCCUGGAGGAGCGGAGCUUCCGUGAGGUGCUCUUGCAUACACAAACCAAAGCGCGGGGCGCGCUGGCGCAUUCACGUGUGCAGUUCGACCGACUUCUGGAUGAGCUGGCUGCGCCACGUUCAGGCUCCCACAGUCCUCUGUUCCAGGUGAUGCUGGACUGGCAGCCUUCCAGUGCCGAGAAACGUCGGUUCGCAGGCUUGAAUAUUGACGUGCAAGAAUGGACCAUCAAUAAGACGGCUUUUGAUAUGGUGCUCUCCGUCAUGGAUUCUGGUCACGGGACAUCCGUCCUCAACUUCCAUCUGCAGCAGGCUCUUUUUACUCGCGAUGCGGCCCACCUUGUUGCUCAUAGUUUUAUAUCCCUGUUAGAAGAACUUGUGUCCUCUGAUCCCGUCCAAACCGUCACAGGACCUUCGCUCUAUCCGCGCACAGACGUAGAGGGCGCGCUUGUCCUCGGACGAGGACCCGAAAUGCCGGGACAGUGGCAGCCUACACUCUCCCGGCAUAUUGCAGAGAUCGCGCGUGCCAGUUCGGAUCAAAUGGCCGUCAUCAACCCCGUUAGUGGCCACGGACUCACAUAUGCUGCACUGAUGCACCGCUCGAACGUUGUGGCAAGCCAUCUGGCCGAGCUCGGCGUUGGACCGGCAUCCACUGUGUGCCUGUUCCAGCAGCCAACGGAGAGUUGGAUCGUCUGCAUGCUCGCAAUCUGGCGUCAUGGAGCUGUCUAUGUCCCACUAGACGUGAAUAGCCCGCGAGAACGUUUGGAAAUUGCCAUAGAAGACUGUCAGCCGCAAGUUAUCGUCUGCGAUGACGACACCGAGCCUGUUCUUCAGAAAAUGUCUGUGACUGACCACUCGUCCAUUCUAAACACCACCGCACUAAACAUGGACGCGAGCCCUACUGCCAGAGAGAUAGCAGAUGCCUCAUCUGCGCAUGCCUGUGCGGUGAUUCUCUACAGCAGUGGGACCACUGGUCGGCCGAAGGGCUUUCAACUCAGUCACGCCAACCUGCGGAAUCAGCUCGAGGGCUUCACGCACCAAUGCGGACUCCAGGCUCCCGUGGUGCUACAACAAGGCGCCACAACGUUCGACAUCUCGCUCGAGCAGGCGCUUACCGGCCUCACAACCGGCGGUCGAGUUGUGAUUGCGCCCCGAUCCGUCCGCGGCGAUCCUACGGCCCUAGCUCGCAUUAUUUUAAACCAGCGCAUCACCUGCACCAUGGCCACCCCAUCGGAAUAUCUUUUGUGGAUGCAGCACGCUUCAGAAAUUCUGAAGGCCGCCUCUGAUACCUGGACAAUGGCUUUCAGUGGCGGCGAGGCCUUCCCGGGGAGUCUUCCGGCUGCGUUUGCGGACCUACAGCUGGACCAUCUCUGUCUCAUCAACUUCUACGGGCCGGGCGAGACAACAAUCGCAUCCCACCAGAUUCAAGUGGACUAUCGACGACAGGAUGGCAGCUCCUUCGAAGGGACCGUCAUCCCGGUCGGUCAUGCACUGCCAAAUUACACAACUUAUAUCGUGGAUACGAAGGGAAACCCUGUCCCCACGGGAAUAUCAGGGGAGAUUGUGAUUGGUGGUGCUGGCCCAUGUCUUGGGUAUUUGCACCUCGACACGCUCACUCAAACGCAAUUUGUGCACGACCGAUAUGCCACCCCCGCGAACACCGCGCAGGGCUGGACGCGAGCGUAUCGCACCUCCGAAAAGGGUCACCUAUUGCAGAACGGCGCGUUGGUCCUGGAAGGCCGACUUGAUGGCGACUCACAGGUCAAGCUGCGCGGAAUGCGCAUGGACCUUGGCGACAUAGAGAAUGCGAUUCUCUGCACAGCACGCGGGGCCCUAAACCGAGUGGUCGCGACUCUGCGUGACGCCGUCGACGGGUCCUCUUUCCUCGUGGCACACGCUGAGUUUGCCCCGGAGUCCACAAUAUACGACAAGGAAAUCUUCCUCCGCCAGAUUCGGACGACAUUGCCUCUUCCUCAGAACAUGCGGCCGUCGUUAAUUGUCCCAGUCGAGACUAUGCCGACUACAGCGCAUGGUAAACUUGAUCGAAGAGUAAUCAUGGAACUAUCACUGCCAGAGCGCAAGCGGUCAAGCCUGACGGUCGAUCCAUCGGUGUUGGCGACGACCAAUGACUGGGUAGGAAAGAUUGGUGCGCUGUGGGGAGAGACGUUGGAAGGAACGUUGAGUGAUUUGUCCGAUCUGGAUGAGGACACAGAUUUCUUUCUAGCAGGAGGGAAUUCCAUUUUGCUGGUUCGACUACAGGUGCUUCUUGCCCGGAGAUUCGAUGCGAAGAUCCCCUUGAUCGACCUGGUUGAAGGAAGCACGCUGGGCGAAAUGGCCGAAGCAGCUCGUUCUGCUGCCGCCGGAGCUUCAGGUGCUGAAAUUCCGACCGAGACCGAGGCUCUGGAAGUGUCUUGA